Molecule: messenger RNA, 4940 nt
Organism: Patella vulgata (common limpet)
Lineage: Eukaryota; Metazoa; Mollusca; Gastropoda; Patellidae
Product: GRB2-associated-binding protein 2
Exons: 6
Coding region: 167-2188 (673 amino acids)
Source: RefSeq, a predicted model, not a curated record
CAAAUAGAAAAUAUUGAAAAAUUAUCUUUAGACUUUAGGUUUUGAAAUUAUCAAUUGCCGGAGACUGCCGAUUGCAUUUCUUAUGACUCUAUGAAGUGUUCGACUUCCUUUACGAGACAUCGUAGGGCAAAAUGGUGUGUUUUGGUAGAAAAAUCACGGCGUUUUCAUGGGAUCCAAGUCUAAAUUUCUGAAUAAAUAUCUGGGAUUAUUUCACCAAGGAGGCUCAAUGAAUAAACUAGAGCACGAAGUGGUUCAUUCUGGAUGGAUGACAAAAUCCCCGCCAGAACGAAAGCUGUUGGGGCCUUGGAAACUGUUUCGGGUGAAAUGGAAGAAGCGUUAUUUUGUGCUGUGUAAGCCGUCAGGUAGUUUACCAGGACAAUAUGAAUUAAAUUAUUUUAACGACCAAAAAUUUACGCGUAAAAAAGGCACCAUAGAUCUCGACCAGUGUGAACAGAUUAUCGAAUCUCUCGAUUCAGACCAGUUUCCCUUCCUCUUCGCCAUUAAGACAAUCUGUAAAGGGAGAGAACGAACGUAUUUUUUGGCUACAGAUACAGAAGACGACAUGGCCAAGUGGGUCAGUAAUCUCUGCAGUGUCUGUGGACUAAAACAGGAAGAAAGCCCUGAAGACCUCCCUGAAACGAAAACAGAAAUCCCAAAAGAAAAGGAUAAGACCCCUGUGGUAGCCGUAAACGAUCAAACCUUGCCGAAAACCAUGACAAAAGUUCCAGUCGUCACACAGCCAUCAAGCAAACUCUCGUCGCAGUUAUCAACAUCGGAAUCAUACAUACCUUUACAAGAAUGUCGGACGGGGAAUCAAAGACAGUCACCUAUUGACAGACGGGAGAGUGUGGAUAGUGUUCCGGACGAGUUAGCUCCCUUGCCACCGCGAACGGGACAACCAAAUUAUCGUGAUAGUAAUGACGUGUUUGAUUCUGGAUUAUAUAGUGUUCCACCAAUCAAAACCCCACAUAUAUCAUUCGAUGAAUUUUAUUCAGUACCACCGCCAUUACAUGCUUAUAGAAACUUAGAUAUGGAUUGUCAGGACGAUUUAACUUACGAUGUGCCGCCCAGACGCGGAAGUCCAAGCACCCCGCGAUCUAGUUGUAGUGGCGGUGCCGAUUCAACGCUAUCUGGAGGUAGACCAGUCACACCACAAGACUUACCAACAUACGAUACUCCUCCAACACGGCCAACGCCAUACCCUCGUCAAUCAUCACCACAAGUACCCCCGAAUCGUCCCCCACGCCCUAAUACUUCAACCCUUCAACAAAACAACUAUCAAAAUCUCCCCACAAAUAGUCACGCGUUCUCGAAUAAUGAUUUAAGCGCAAUAAUACCAUCACCCCCUAGAGGAAUCGAUCGUCCAUUGGUAUUGGAUAAUUACGAUAUUCCGAAACACCACAUAGAGGACAAGCGUGAAAGUAAUAUAAACAUUGUGCCCGCUCCACCCAAACCAUGUACGAGAACAGCAAGUAAUAAACAUGCAUACAUCAACGCAGCUACAGGAUAUGUGCAAAAUGAUGACGAUAUGUACUUAUCAAUGGAUAAACCUGAUACUGGCGGCAAUAAACACGAUUCUACAUAUACAGACAUGAUGACAGUAGUGUCGCCACCUAUUCCCGCUCCUAGACCACCAGAAACCUUAGUAAAUAACGUAAAUGAUUUGUAUGUGUCGCCCCCUACAGCAAGAUCCCUACCGAGGCCAACAGUUUUAUCCCGGAAUCAAAACGCUGUGGGAGAUGAUGUACAUUCAAUAUGGAGUACUACGAGAACGAAAAGUUUUAAAAAGCAUCAAAAUGGCACGUUACCGUCUGCUUCAUCAUCUAGUUCCUCAUCAGUUAUUAACAGUCGACCCAGUAUUCCUUCAAAGAGCCCUGCGGUAGUUUUGCCUCACAGGGAUGGUAACAUUAGUUCUGAUGAUGAAGGAUUAAAUCCAAUGCAGAGAAUUCGUGGGGUCCAGAGUAUUCCACCACCACCCGCUGAAGAGAAAGAGUUGAAAUAUCUUGAUUUAGCGCUGGAAGAAACGAACGAUAGAGAGUCCGUUCAUAUGAGAAGUUUGCCAAUGAAAAAUAUCAACGCUAAUUCCACUCCUACAGAAUAUCGAGAAAUAGAUUUCGUGAAAACGGAAGCGUUGAGUAAUACGAAGAGAUGGGGAGAUGACCAGCGUCAACAUGAAAAGCAUAAUUAGAUAAUCGCUGUAUAUAUAUAACGGUCACCAGAUUCAAUUUUAUCAUUAAUAAAUGUUGAAUAGAAUUAACUUUUGAUAUUACAUAAUGUGGUAACUGAUGUUAAAGAAACAUAGAACGCAUGACAUUUCCAGUUUAAUUAAAAUUGGAUCGUACUUUCAUAUGGUUUUCACUAAGAUGUAAAUUUACACUAAGGUUUAACAAUAUGUUUUAGAAGUUUGUGUUCAACUGAUCUGGCUUGACCACUUAUUUAAAAAGACGGAGUUAGAUUUGAUGUUGAGUACACCGACAAUAUAUCUAAUCAGUUAGACCCUUUUUCCAUGUGCGUAUUUUAGCUGGUGAAAAUGUCGGGCUAAUGCAAAUGUAAUGGGAUCGUUUCCAUAUAACCAAUGAAAACAGUGAGGAAAUACUGAAAACGCCCACAGGGAAAACUGGCUUUGUAUGGAGAAUUCACCUGAGAAUUUACCUACAGUUGGUGUAAGGGAAAUAACUCUAUUAUAGAACAAAUAUUUGCCACAUUUCAAAAAUUAUUGCAAAAUACUAAUUGUUAAAUAACAAAUUAAUUCAGCAUGAAAUUAUUUGUCAUUUACCUUUGAAAGAGACGAUGGUCUAAAAACUGUAAUUGUGUCUGUGUCGAGUUAACAAUAAUUAUCCAGCAGCCUUUCAUUGGGAGAGAGAUGAAAUUUCUACAAAAAUAGCAACUCUCAACUAAUGAAAAGGCAGUAUCCUUAAAAUAUUUUCAUAUUCUCUAAAAAGACAUCAGACAUCUAAAUUAGAUGGUUAUACCCGAUUUCAUUUCAAAAUUAAAUUCAAUAAGCCUAUAGUAGGCUACACAUCAGAAAAAUGUACCUCAUUAUUUUUCAUUUCAAAAUUAUAAACAAUAAGUUUCCUAUUACCUAUGGUACACAUCAAUAAAAAAAACAUACCUUAUUUUAUUUCAAAAUUAAAUUCAAUAGGCUUAUAGUACAUAUCUGAAAAAUGUACCCAAUUUUAUUUCAAUAAGUUUUCUAAAACCUAUAUUACACAUCAUAAAAAACGUACUCAUUAGCUUUGUGUGAUUCUGUAUUUAUAACAUAAAUUGGUCAGAUUUUCGCAGCUUAAAUUCUUAGAAAAUGGAUAUUUAUUUAUAAAGCUGUGUAUAUAUUAACCUCAUAUAUUAUGGUAUAUAUAUUUUAUUCAAUUGUUAUUGUUGUUUAUUAUUUGUUGAUGUUUUUAGUUUUACUUAGAGUUAUAAUAGUUAACAAGGGUGGACUAGGCGCUGGCCGUCGGACAUGGUCCAAGGGUCCCGAAGGGAAAAGGUUAAUUGAGCUAGUUUCAUUUUCUCAGCAUUUCAAGUUGUCCUAGCCCCAAUGGGUGCUUAAGGAAACAAGUUGGUCUGGGUCCCCAAGGCUACCCAGUCUGCCCCUGAUAGUUUAUACAUGUAUAACCUUGUUAAAGAUGCAUUAUGUAAUAUAUAGAUAAAGAGCUCUUACAUAAUGCAUUUUUAAUACAUGUAUAAAGACUAUAAGUUAUAAUAGUUAAUACAUGAACUAAGACUAUAUUUAUAAUAGAUAAUACAUGUCCAAAGACUAUGAGUUAUAAUAGUUAAUGCAUGUAUAAAGACUACAAGUUAUAACGGUUAAUACAAAGACUAUGAGUUAUAGUUAUAAUACAUGUACAAAGACUAUGAGUUAAUACAUAAUACAUGUAUAAAGACUACAAGUUAUAACAGUUAAUACAUGUACAAAGACUAUAGUUAAUACAUGUACAAAGAGUUUUAUUAUUUUUAUCAAAAUGUCAGAUAAACAAUAUUGUUGAUAUAAGUCUAGAAUUAAUAAAUAUAGUCCAAUGUACAAUAAUAAAAAUAUAGUCUUCGGAAGAUUUCUGCUGACAAAUGGCCAUUAUUAUAUGAUAGAAUAAAAUGUAAUUUUAUUUUAUAAAGUUUAAAGCUGAACCAUGUCUCCAGUGGCUGAUUUUGAAGAAUUACAAAGUUUUUUUUAACAACACAAUAAAAUAUCAGUUACUUCCCUUUUACACAAAUAACUAAAGCGGGCCAUAUCUGUGUUGGCGACCAUUUGCAUUGCAUCACAUUGAGAGUGUAAAACAUGUUUUACUGACGUUACCCAGAGAUUUUUCAGUCAUACUCGUGGUUGCUGUCAGUAACCAUAAAUGCUCAGGUAGAUCAGUCAGUUUUGGCAAGUCGUGCACCUAGAUGCUAGUUGUGUUAAGUCAUACAUAUGAUCUGCGGCCCGCUUUAGACACAGAUUACUCUAAGCAAUAUUACUAUAAUAACAACAUAGCCAAAGUAACCAGAUUUUUUUUUUUUAUUAUUAUUAUUAUUUAAGUUUUACAAUGAUUUAUGUAUUAUUAUUAUUUUUUUUUAUAAAUUUACUGAGAAUAUACUUAAUAUGUACGUUAAACCCAGGUUAACAAGAUAAAAGGUCUAGGCCCUGGUUAACAAGAUAAAGGUCUAGGCCAUGGUUAACAUGAUAAAGGUCUAGGCCCCAGUUAACAAGAUAAAAGGUCUAGGCCUCGGUUAACAAGAUGAAAGCCGUAGGCCCAGGUCAACAAACUAAAGAUUUUUUUUUAUUAUUGUUUAUUUCUGAAACAUACUUAAAUGAUUUUUAUACAUAACUUACAAUACCUGUACAUUUUGUAACAUUAUACUUAUUAGUUUUAAUCAAAAAAAUACAUCAGUGGUCAACAAUCAUGAAGAUUUUGUUUAUGUAUUGUUUAGGUAAUUAUGGACAAUAAACUUACAAUAUCCAUACUGUU